GGAGGAGGUGCCGAGGGUGCCCUGCUUGGAGGGUGGCCCGUCAGGGAGCUGGACUCCCCCGGGUCCCCGCCGGCUAAGCGCGGCUGCUCGGAGGCCUGGCUUCUACAGCCGCCGAAGCCUUGGUUCACCCUCCUGCAGACAUGGGACGCAGAAAAUCAAAACGAAAGCCGCCCCCAAAGAAGAAGAUGACAGGCACCCUAGAGACCCAGUUUACCUGCCCCUUCUGCAACCAUGAGAAAUCUUGUGACGUGAAAAUGGACCGUGCCCGUAAUACCGGAGUCAUCUCUUGUACUGUGUGCCUAGAGGAAUUCCAGACACCCAUCACGUAUCUGUCAGAACCAGUGGAUGUGUAUAGCGAUUGGAUAGAUGCCUGUGAGGCAGCCAAUCAGUAGCAAAGCGGAGGACCCACCCCCUUGGCAGCCCCGCUGCCAUGGACCUGCCCACUGGGUACCAAUCCAGAGACAUUCCUGAGGUCCAGGGUGUGGGUCCAGGGCCCUCAGAGCCCCCUGUGUGUAUGUGUGGAGUGGAUGUGGUUGUGAAUGUGUGGCUGCAAGUGUGGCCACAGGGGUGUGCUCAUGGGUGGGGUGGAAGGAGUUGAGGGGUUGCUGGUCUCCACGUGCCCGAACUGCAUCCCUUGGCUCCAAAAGCCUUUGACUUGCUCCCUCUUUCAACCCCUGAGCCCCCUGGCUCUGGGGCCCUAGCUUUUCUAGGAGCCAGUGUCCUGGCAUCCUGGAUGAGGGCAAGCCCUGCAGAGACAGCCUUAGGACCCUCCAGCCUCCUCACCCACUCCCCAGCACCUUGCCCAUUUGAACUGAACUGCCUGCUCUCUGCCUUUUAAGGACUAUGGCCUGGGAUUCAAAACCACAAGCCCCUCAGCUGGGCCCUGGCAGGGUGGACCCAGUUCAUUUUUAAUUGCUUUUAUAGAGGAAGGACGGCUGGGUCAGGGACAACUGUUGGUCACAGCCCUUAAAUAAAGCAGCUGAUGCAAGCUCCUGGCUCUCUGA
Miniopterus natalensis is the source of this 1004-nucleotide messenger RNA. It is a transcript of the gene ELOF1, whose product is annotated as elongation factor 1. NCBI's taxonomy places the organism in Eukaryota, Metazoa, Chordata, Mammalia, Chiroptera, Miniopteridae. Gene Ontology annotation, molecular function: RNA polymerase II complex binding. Gene Ontology annotation, biological process: transcription elongation by RNA polymerase II. Gene Ontology annotation, cellular component: transcription elongation factor complex. The record is from RefSeq and is a predicted model, not a curated record.